AUGUUAGAUGCGUUUGCAAAAAUCGUAGCUCAAGCUGAUGCUCGAGGUGAAUUCUUAAGUAAUACACAAUUAGAUGCUUUAGUGGCAAUGGUUGCAGAAGGUAAUAAAAGAUUAGAUGUAGUAAAUAAAAUUAAUUCAAAUGCCUCAGCUAUUGUAACUAAUUCUGCACGUGCUUUAUUUGCAGAACAACCACAAUUAGUUCAACCUGGAGGAAAUGCUUAUACAAGUAGAAGAAUGGCUGCAUGCUUGAGAGACAUGGAAAUCGUCUUAAGAUAUGUAAGCUAUGCUAUGAUUGCUGGAGAUUCUAGUGUUUUAGAUGAUAGAUGCUUAAAUGGUUUAAGAGAAACUUAUCAAGCAUUAGGCACACCAGGAACUUCUGUAGCAGUAGCUGUACAAAAAAUGAAAGAAGCUUCAAUUGCAUUAGCUAAUGACUUAAAUGGAGUACCUUUAGGAGACUGUAGUUCAUUAACUGCUGAAUUAGUUGUAUAUUUUGACCGUGCUGCAGUUGCAGUCGUAUAA
Messenger RNA from Chondrus crispus (carragheen), 519 nucleotides. The record is from the annotation of a RefSeq genome assembly. Lineage: Eukaryota; Rhodophyta; Florideophyceae; Gigartinales; Gigartinaceae.